ACUUGCCGAUGCCGUCUCCCUCCUCCUCCUCACAAUCAAUCAACCAGCAGCGGCAGCAAAGCUAAUCCUUAACGAAAACCUUCCCCCCCGCGAGCGAAAUCCCCCAAAAAUCGCAACCCCGUAGCCGCUCCACCGGAUUCAUCUCGAAGCCGCCGCCGCCGCCGCCGCCGCCGCCUUCGCUACGAUCCUCCGCGGCCAUGGCGGCCACCGAUCGCGGCCUCUACCCUCCGAUCGACCCGUACGACCUCGAGCCCCCGCGGUUCGUGGAGGACGACACGGCCGGCAGCUGCGGCGGCGGCGAGGCUAGGGUUUGCGACCCGCCGCAGGUGAUGUGGGACGAGGAGCCUGAGGCAUCUCCUUCCCCCGAACCGGUGAUCGAGGAAGCCCACACAUUUGAGCAUAGGGCAAAUGUUCUUCAUCUUGCCAGAAAUAAUGCAGUAGGCAGUGUUGGUGUUGGCAAUGUCUAUGGGGGCCACAGUGAAAUGACCACCAGGAAGGAAUUGGUAGAGAACAUGUACUAUGAUUGCCCCCUCCGUGAUCAGACUGACAUAUGGGUGCCUCCAUCUGCUCCACCGAUGACAAAGCAUGAUCAUGAAGAGUGGCGAAAGGGCUUUGGUUCUAAUGGUGGGUUCUUCCCUGAAGAAGAUGAUAAGUGGGAUAUUGAUGAAGAAAAUAAGGAGAUGACAAUGUGGGAUGUGCUUGCUGAGAUGGUUGCUGCAGGGAGACACAAAUUAUUGUCUGUUGUGUCAUAUGAUUUCGGGAGGCAAGGCAUGUCUCUGAUUUCACAUUUGCUUCUUGAAGAGGCUUGUAAGGAUAAGGCUGAUAUAAUUUCAAAUGCUAGUGUUGGCCUUGAACACGCACUCCUUGAGGCAGAACCAACAGACUGGCUGCCUGAUAGUGCUUCUCCUUCUUGCAUGCUUUGCGGAGCUCGUUUUCAUCCAAUAAUUUGCACCCGCCAUCAUUGUCGUUUCUGUGGUGGGCUGUUUUGUGGUGGCUGCUCAAAGGGUAGAAGCAUGAUGCCUCCAAAAUUCGGCACUUCAGAUCCUCAAAGGGUCUGUGAUGUUUGUGGCGUACGCCUUGAAUGUAUUCAGCCUUAUUUGAUGAAUAAUGUCAGCCGUGCUUGUCAACUUCCUACAAAUGAUUUGACAAACUUAAGCACCUUGAGGUCAUGGUUAAACUUACCAUGGGCACGCACAAUGGAAUAUGAGAUAUAUAAGGCUGUAAAUUCUAUACAUGGAUAUUUUAAGGUUGGAAAUUUGAAACCAGAGAAGUCAAUCCCUGAUUUGAUUCUUAGACAAGCAAAAGGACUUGCUAUAAUUACUGUGGUAAAUGUUGGAAUGAUGAUGACGUACAAAAUUGGUACUGGAUUGGUUGUUGCUCGAAGGGCUGAUGGUUCCUGGUCACCUCCUUCUGCCAUCUCUACUUAUGGUGUUGGAUAUGGAGUUCAGGCUGGAGGGGAGUUAGCUGACUAUAUCAUUGUUCUGAGGAAUACUGAUGCCAUCAAAACUUUCAGUGGAAAUGCACAUCUGUCAGUUGGGGCUGGCAUUAGUGCCUCUGCUGGUCAUCUUGGGCGGGUAGCAGAGGCUGAUUUCCGUGCAGGUGAUGGUGGUUAUGCAGCCUGUUACACAUACAGUUGUAGCAAAGGGGCAUUUGUGGGCUGUGCACUCAAUGGUAGUGUUGUAUCAACUCGACAUUUGGAGAAUGCUCUAUUUUAUGGUGGUCCAGUAAACGCAUCAGAAAUCCUGCUUGGUUCAAUGAGUAGGCCAGCUGCUGCUGCUACCCUCUACAGAGCUCUGUCCAAAUUAUUUGAGAAGGUCGAAAAUUAAUUCUAGCCUCUUGAUUUCUGACACACAUUGUGUCCCCUGGUGAUUACCCACUGGUAUCUCUAGGUAUUUGCCUUGUGCUCUGCUUACUCCCGAGUUGUGAUUAAUCAACUGUACAGUUUGCCAUUCGUUACUACAUCAAAUAGAUCAUCUCUCCAAUGCCACAAACACACAAACCACUUUGUAAAUGUUGUGCAUAUAAUUGUUACGUUUGCGUGAUGAAUGAAAGGGGAAAACAGAAACUGUUGUUCUGA
Molecule: messenger RNA, 2077 nt
Organism: Oryza brachyantha (malo sina)
Lineage: Eukaryota; Viridiplantae; Streptophyta; Magnoliopsida; Poales; Poaceae
Exons: 5
Coding region: 198-1826 (542 amino acids)
Molecular function (GO): metal ion binding; phosphatidylinositol binding
Source: RefSeq, a predicted model, not a curated record